Hippocampus zosterae (dwarf seahorse) is the source of this 758-nucleotide messenger RNA. It is a transcript of the gene chchd1, whose product is annotated as coiled-coil-helix-coiled-coil-helix domain containing 1. Gene Ontology annotation, molecular function: RNA binding. NCBI's taxonomy places the organism in Eukaryota, Metazoa, Chordata, Actinopteri, Syngnathiformes, Syngnathidae. Gene Ontology annotation, cellular component: nucleoplasm; mitochondrial ribosome; mitochondrion. Bases 179 to 544 code for a protein of 121 amino acids. Gene Ontology annotation, biological process: mitochondrial translation. The transcript has 3 exons. The record is from RefSeq and is a predicted model, not a curated record.
AAAGAAGAGAGAAUAUGAUAACGAAGAAGACAACAACGAAGAAGAAGAAGACGACAAGCAAUACCAAAUGAAACUCUAUUUGCCGAGUAAAAAUCGAGUCAAAAGUAUUUAUUAUCCGGUUGACGUUUAAAAAAGUAUUUGCUUCAAGAUCGCUCAAGUUGCGCUGUUUAGCAAUUCGAUGGCGGCACAGGGUGGGAUUGUGUUUCAGGAAAAGGUCAGCCGGAUGCUCUGCAAACAGAAUGGAAAACCUGUACUCAAACCUAACAAACCUCUUGUCCUGAAAGAUUCAGUGACCAAUCGCAAACCCCCAAAAGGAGAGGCCACCUGCAUCACAGAGUUGUCAGUCAUGAUGGCCUGUUGGAAACAGAACAACUUUGUGGAGAGCCUGUGCUCCAAAGAGAUGGGUGAUUUCUACUCCUGUGUUGGAAAAGCUCAGGCUUCAAUGAAGAAUACAUUAGGAGAAACUACUCUUCAAGGACAUCUGAAACCAAAACAAACCAACACCCUGUUGAAGAGAUAUCCCACUCUACGAUUUGAGAUCUAGGAACAUGAUUGAUGUUGAAAAUAAGCCACACUGUUGAGCCUUGUAAUAGUGUUUUAUCAUUUUAAAGUGUCAGUGAUAUUUAUCUUGUGGACCGGAAAUGUGUAAUGUGAAAGUUUGAAAGAAGCUACUCUACUGAGUCCCGUAUAAACUUAAAUAAUGUUAGGGCAUUGUCCAUUAAUAACAUAGAAUAUGUAAUGAAAAUGUUAUUUCAAUA